Molecule: messenger RNA, 297 nt
Organism: Miscanthus lutarioriparius
Lineage: Eukaryota; Viridiplantae; Streptophyta; Magnoliopsida; Poales; Poaceae
Source: the annotation of a GenBank genome assembly
AUGGCAUCAGUGGCGCCGCCGCCGUGUCUUUGCCGUUCGUGCGGUACCUGCAGCUCCAGUGGCAGGUCUAAUUACUUCGUGUAUCUUUGGUUCUACACAGCUCCACGUUGGCUUUUUCAUAUUUGCUGCCAUUGCUCCUCCAGUUGUAUUCUGCCGAAAAUCAUUAACGUGCUGGUCGUGAGGAAUGGUCUGAAGAUCGGUAAGGGGAAGGUUGCUGCACAACUGCAGGGAAUUGAGUUCUUCACUUCCAAGAUGGGGAAUCUGGAACCAUGGCCUUGUCAAGCACUCAAUUUGUGA